Xenopus tropicalis (tropical clawed frog) is the source of this 1578-nucleotide messenger RNA. It is a transcript of the gene fa2h, whose product is annotated as fatty acid 2-hydroxylase. Gene Ontology annotation, cellular component: endoplasmic reticulum membrane; membrane. Lineage: Eukaryota; Metazoa; Chordata; Amphibia; Anura; Pipidae. Gene Ontology annotation, molecular function: heme binding; fatty acid 2-hydroxylase activity. The record is from RefSeq and is marked provisional. The transcript is spliced from 7 exons. Bases 17 to 1132 code for a protein of 371 amino acids. Gene Ontology annotation, biological process: ceramide biosynthetic process; lipid metabolic process.
CUUGUCUCCCUCACCCAUGGCUUCGCGCCGGGUCUCACCUGUUGAAUUGCGCCGCGAGUGCUCAGCCGGGAAGUGCUGGGUCCUUGUUGGUAACAAAGUGUACGAUGUGACGGCUUUUGUGAACCUCCAUCCUGGAGGGGAGCGAUUACUGCAAGACCGGGCUGGGAAGGAUAUUCAAGCAGACUUGAAUGGACCCCCACAUCGGCACUCGGAAAACGCCCUCCGCUGGCUGGAGCAGUAUUAUGUGGGGGACUUACAGGCAGAGAGCCCGGAACAUAAGCCGCAGAACUUGAAAGAGAAACCGCAACAAUACAGCUCAGCCACAGACCAUAAAGAAGAUUCUACUGGAAUUCAGUUUAAAACUUUCAGCCCAGAGACGGAUUUAGUAGACUGGGAGAAGCCUUUACUCUGGCAAGUGGGCCACCUACGGGAGAAGUACGAUGAGUGGGUACAUCAGCCGGUGAACCGCCCUAUCCGACUAUUCCACUCGGACUUUGUGGAGUCGUGUUCUAAAACAGCUUGGUACAUAGUGUUGUCUGUAUGGGUCCCAGUGGUUCUUUAUUUAUCCUGGUACUGUCUCACAGAAUUGGCUCAAGGAAACACAAGACUCUUUUCUUCAUUCACCAAAGAUUAUUCUGUUCCUGUGCCAGUGUUUUUCUUCUUUCCACUUUUCCUUAUUGGAGUAUUGGUGUGGACUCUAAUGGAGUAUGGAAUUCACAGAUUUGUCUUCCACAUGAACCCACCUGCUAGUAACUACUAUCUCAUCACCCUGCACUUCAUGUUGCAUGGGCAGCAUCAUAAGGCUCCCUUUGACAGCUCCCGUCUGGUGUUCCCUCCAGUCCCAGCAUCCUUUGUGAUUAUUCCUCUGUAUAUCUUGGUGCAGCUGAUUUUUCCAGUUCCAGUGGGGCUGUCUGUUUUUGUAGGAGGACUUUUUGGAUAUGUGGCAUAUGACAUGACACAUUAUUAUUUGCACUAUGGCAGUCCUAACAAGGGCUCUUACCUGGCCUGGCUAAAGUCAUAUCAUGUCCGUCAUCACUUCGAGCAUCAAAAAUCUGGUUUUGGCAUUACCAGCACCUUGUGGGACCGCCCCUUCAACACUCUUAUUCCUGAGGAUAAGGAUAAAGACAGCUAGAACGUACCAUCCUCAUAGCUAUACAUUGUCAGAAAGACACCUGCUGGCUUGCAGCCUACUGUACAUAAAGGAGGAGGAGAACAUGUGUUUUCACAUUUUUUACAUAAAAGAUGUUCAACUUUUUCCAUUGAUCCCAUGUGCUCUGGGAUGCAUGUCAGCGGGAAAUAAUUAUUUAUUAAGGAAAAACAAAUUAAAGGGGAUUGCCAAAAAAUGUAAGAACACCCAGGCUUGGCAUCUUCUUAAGCUAAUGCAAUGCAAGUGUUUCCAUAGUUGAAAUGGACCCUGACUCCUUGACAAAGGAGGCACGCAUACACAUUGUUCUCCUUUAAAAUCGCACUGACAGACUUAAGCUUUAACCCUGGCUUCCCCUGUCAUGUGAACAGCACAUUGUAAAAUCCAUAAUGUGUAGAAAUGCCUAAAAAUAAACUAAUAUUUUCUUUUUUUAA